Molecule: messenger RNA, 481 nt
Organism: Prunus avium (sweet cherry)
Lineage: Eukaryota; Viridiplantae; Streptophyta; Magnoliopsida; Rosales; Rosaceae
Product: cyclin-dependent kinase inhibitor
Biological process (GO): regulation of DNA endoreduplication
Cellular component (GO): nucleus
Source: RefSeq, a predicted model, not a curated record
CCUCUGCUACUGUGAGAGUUUUGUGAUCGACCGAGUGACGGAGCUGUUGUGUUGAUCGGACGGCGGAGAAUGGACGAGGAUUGUGCGACGCCGAAGCGGCGGGAGUGCCAGAUACCGGAGAUGCUUCUGUGUCCGCCGCCUCCGAAGAAGAAGGCGGCUGGGGAAACGCAGCGGGACCCACCGAAGAAUGGUUACUUCCAGCCCCCUGAUCUCGAUGCUCUGUUUGCUCUGCCUCCUCGAACUCAAGCCUGUGCCUGAAAAGUUCAAAACCAUUUUGUUUCUACACGGAGAUUUUAUUUGUUGGUUUUUCUUUGUGCAUAUUAUUAUUAUUAUUAUUAUUUCUUUGUAAUUUUCUUCCAUUUUCGUAUAUUGGGUGAUGAUAUCGGAGUGGGUGUGGACUCUGGAGGGAGAAUUGUAGGCCUCAAGUGGGUAAAAUGCCCAGAUGGGGAACUAAAAAUAAAAGUUAAAAAAUUAAUUGCAA